This is a messenger RNA of Echinops telfairi (small Madagascar hedgehog), 1125 nucleotides long. It is a transcript of the gene ATPSCKMT, whose product is annotated as ATP synthase c subunit lysine N-methyltransferase. Bases 170 to 838 code for a protein of 222 amino acids. Gene Ontology annotation, cellular component: mitochondrion. The record is from RefSeq and is a predicted model, not a curated record. Gene Ontology annotation, molecular function: protein-lysine N-methyltransferase activity. Gene Ontology annotation, biological process: positive regulation of proton-transporting ATP synthase activity, rotational mechanism; regulation of mitochondrial ATP synthesis coupled proton transport; peptidyl-lysine trimethylation. The transcript is spliced from 6 exons. NCBI's taxonomy places the organism in Eukaryota, Metazoa, Chordata, Mammalia, Afrosoricida, Tenrecidae.
GCCGGGCCGUAGCUUCUGGAAGCCGUAGCCUCCGGAAACUUCCAUCUCCAGGAAACGGGUUUUUUUUCCUGGAUUGUGUCCUGACGGGAGUCUGGUCUCCGCCCUCCCCCGGCUUCGAAGGUGGUAGGGCCCACUUCCGGGUUGCUGCUCAGCGGCUGGAAAUCUCGCGAUGGAGCUGGGAGGUACCCCUCAGGGAGCCCCCCAGGGAGAAGACUGCCCCCCUGUGAGCUUGAAGGAGCGGCGCUGGGGGCUCCUCCUGACUGGGCUUGUUGGGGGGACGCUGGCGGCCGUGUACGCAGUAGCUGUCCCCUUUCUGGCGCCUGCCCUGCGGUCGGUGUGCCUGCCUUUCGUCCCCGCAACGCCACGGCAGGUGGACAAUGUUGUGCGCAUGCUGCGCGGUCGGCGUGGGACCCUGGUGGACAUCGGCAGUGGCGACGGGCGCCUGGUGGUCGCUGCAGCUAAGGCUGGCCUCCCUGCCGUCGGCUAUGAGCUCAACCCCUGGCUGGUUUGGUUCUCCCGAUACCGCGCCUGGCGAGAAGGCGUGCGAACCUCUGCCACAUUUCACAUUUCAGACCUGUGGAAGGUCUCCUUCUCCCAGUUCUCCAACGUGGUCAUCUUCGGAGUUCCUCAGAUGAUGCUGCAGCUGGAGAAGAAACUGGAGCUGGAACUUCAGGACAAUGCCAGAGUCAUUGCUUGCCGCUUCCCCUUUCCAAGCUGGACCCCAGACCAUGUCACCGGGGAGGGGACAGACACGGUGUGGGUGUACGAUGCGAGCACCUUCAGGGGGAGAGCGAGAGGACCUGGGACACUGGUGCCCCCUCCCAAGCGGGUUUCCUGAAGCGCCGGGCUUGUGCGAGGGCCAUGUUCUCAGCACACGCCACCCUCCUGGACAUGCAUGCUAAAGCUGGAGGGCGGCGGAAAGCACUCCCUCCGUGUGGUGUUCCGAGGAGUGUUCUCGCAGCCUCUCUGUGCAGGUAGAUGCGUGCAGAGGGAGCAAGUGCAAUGUGAGCAGGAUGGAAGCGCGCUUCAGAUGAGAAGACGGGGGUGUUCAGAGCCAUCCAGAGUUACAAAGAGUUGCUGUUUCCCACAGCUGCAAAAGGAAGGAAUAAAGUUUAGUCAUUCUUA